AUGUCUGUGAAGCAAGACUUCACAUUUCUGGCUCUACAAACCACCUUCAAAGUGGAGCUGAGCGGCUGUACAAAAGUGGCUCAAGAUGAUUCCAGAGGACUUGGAUCUCAGCUAAAAGAUAGCACCCCAGUAACUGAACUAUCAGCCAGUGGCCCUUUUGAAAGCCAUGAUCUUCUUUGGAAAGGUUUUUCUUGUGAACUUUUGCCCCGUCAUCCUCUUGAGCUAUCAGAAAAAAAGUUCCAGCUCAACCAAGAUAAAAUGAACUUUUCCACCCUGAGGAACAUCCAGGGUCUGUUUGCCCCUCUGGAGCUGCAGAUGGAGUUCAAGGCCGUGCAACAAGCUCAGCGUCUCCCAUUUCUUCCAAGUUCAAACCUCUCACUUGAUAUUUUGAGGGGGAAUGAUGAGACAAUUGGAUCUGAAGAUAUUCUUAAUGAUCCCUCCCAAAGCGAAAUCAUGGGUGAGCCGCACUCGAUGGUGGAGUACAAGCUCGGUUUGCUGUAG
Elephantulus edwardii (Cape elephant shrew) is the source of this 501-nucleotide messenger RNA. RefSeq names its product proteasome maturation protein-like. The transcript has 2 exons. The record is from RefSeq and is a predicted model, not a curated record. Gene Ontology annotation, biological process: proteasome assembly. Gene Ontology annotation, cellular component: cytoplasm; nucleus. The coding region runs from base 1 to 501 and encodes 166 amino acids. Lineage: Eukaryota; Metazoa; Chordata; Mammalia; Macroscelidea; Macroscelididae.